Chlamydomonas reinhardtii is the source of this 3383-nucleotide messenger RNA. RefSeq lists its product as uncharacterized. Lineage: Eukaryota; Viridiplantae; Chlorophyta; Chlorophyceae; Chlamydomonadales; Chlamydomonadaceae. The record is from RefSeq and is a predicted model, not a curated record. Bases 142 to 2301 code for a protein of 719 amino acids. Gene Ontology annotation, molecular function: copper ion binding; oxidoreductase activity. The transcript is spliced from 19 exons.
AGGCAGAGUAAACUUGCGCGCAGGCAGCGCACGGCAAAGCGCGUUCGCGUGCGCCUAGGAUUGGCAUCGGGUUUGUGCAUGCACGCCGAGUGUAUAGCGCCGCGGACUGCUCGAACGCAUACUUAUAUUGAUCUUGCAGCCAUGGCGCGCAAAGCAUCGCCGGCCUGGUGCCUCAGCGCAGCGCUGCUUCUCGUUGCACUAGGCAUUGCGAGCGCGGGGCCUGCGCUGGUGCCAGACAGCGUCAAGCCAGACCCCAAGGGCGAUGGCUACAUCGUAUCUUUUACGCUGAACGUCACCGUGGCAUACGGCGCGCCGAGCUGCUUCGCGCGCAGCAUUGUGCUUACGUCCGGCUAUUUUGAGCCUGCAAUCGUGAUCAACCAGGGCGACACGCUCAGGAUCAACCUGAUCAACAACAUCCCCGCGUCCUUCCCCACCGUGAGCGACGGCAUCUCCAUCCAUUAUCACGGCCUUCGCAUGAGCGGCCCUGCGGCCUGGCUGGACGGCGUGUCGUACAUCGGCCUGUGCCCUGUGGCUCCUGGAUCGUCGUACCAGUAUGAGUUUAAGGUGAACGACCCGCCUGGCACCUACCUGUGGCACGACCACGCCGCCGGCUUCAAGGGCGACGGACUGGAGGGACCGCUCAUUGUGCUGCCGCCCCGCGCCGGACCGCCCGUGCUGCCGCAGCCCGGCGCCGCGCCCGCCUGGCCGCCCGCCGCCCAGCCCGACCUGUGGUCCUAUGACGGCGAUGAGACGCUGUUCCUCGGCGACUGGUACCACGCCACCACCAGCUCCAUGCUGUUCCGCCUCAACCAGCCCUUUGACAACGCCAAGGUCACAAACGACAGCGGCGCCUGGAACUGGGUCGGCAACCCGCAGGCUGUCCUGGUCAAUGGCGCCGGCUUUUACGGCGACUGCAGCCUGUACCCGGUGGCUGGCGGCGGCCCCACCCCGCCCGCCUGCGCCCCCUCUGCAUUCACGGUGGCGGCCGGCCGCAGCGCGCAGCAGCCCUGGGCUUCCAACAACAAUCCAGGUUGCACGCACACCCAGGUGACUGUGCAGCCCGGCAAGACGUACCGCCUGCGCCUGGUGAACGCGGCGCUGCUGGUGUACAUGACCGUGUGCUUUGAGGGACACAACGUCACGCUCAUCGCGGCGGACGCGGUGCCUGUGGCUCCCGUGUCCACCCAGUGCGUGGACGUCAACAGCGGCCAGAGGAUCGACGUGCUGCUGAAGGCCGACCAGCCCGCCGCCAACUACUGGAUCUCGGUGGUGCCGCAGUACCGCACCGGCGCGCCCGCCGGCUACGCCGUGCUCCACUACGCGGCGGCCGGCGUCAACGCCUCCACCUUCCCCGCCACCACGGCGCCGCAGCCGGUCAGCAUCACCCCCUGGAGCGACAGCAUGAACGCCAAGGUGGUGCUGGCUCCUGAGCUGCUGGUGCCCAGCACUGACCCCAAGGUGGCGCGCUACCGCCGCCCCGGCCAGGCCAGCCUGGCUCCUCCCGCCGCCGCCAGCAAGCUGGUGUACGUGAACCUGUCGCAGCCGCUGUUCAACGAGAACGGGCAGCUGCGCUGGGCGCUGGACAACGUGGCCAUGCCGCGCACGCCGCCCUGCCAGCCGCUGCUCAGCUCGCUGCGCAAGGACCCCAAGUACCUCACCAAGCAGGCUGUCCCGGCCAGCCAGCUGAACGGCACGGGCGUGGGCCCCAACGUGCUGGUGGGCACCGCCGGCAAGAGCCGCACCACGCCUGUGUACUACGAGGGCCUGAGCCCGGUGCCCGUGUACCCGUCCGUGGGGCUGCACAUCGUCGAGCUGGCCGGCGGCGCAGUGGUGGACCUGAUCGUCAACAACAACCCUGCCAACUCCUUCAACGGCGACCUGCGCCCCGUCGACGGCCCAACCCGCAUCGCCAUGGAGCAGCACCCCUUCCACCUGCACGGCCACCGCUUCUGGGUGCUGGGCCGCGGCACCGGCGGCAACUACAACGCCAGCGCGCACGCCGCCGGCCUCAACACCGCCAACCCCUCCUACCGCGACACCGUCACCAUCGCAGCGGGCGGCUGGGCCUACCUGCGCUUCGUGGCCGACAACCCCGGCAUUUGGCCCUUCCACUGCCACAUCCUGCCGCACAUCUUCAUGGGCCAGCAGCUCUAUUUCGUGGAGGACAUCAAGAACCUGGCGCCGCCGCCCAGCAAGACGCCCAAGUGCCCCAGCGCUUGCAGGUAUAACUUCGCGCCGUACACCAAGUCCUGGCUGCGUGCCAAGUACGGCAUGAGCGGCUGGGAGCUGCCUCCGCUGUGAGCAGCCCGCUCCCCAUGACGGUGCCGCUGCAGGGUGCCGCUGCAGGGUGCAGUAGACUCGUGAAUAUGUGUGCGUUCGUGUGUGCAAUUAUGUGAAUGAAUGUUUUUAGCCUGCAGCAGGCUAUAAGUUUCGGGUGUGAUUCAUAGGCCGUCCGCCAUACUAUUGCAUUCGUUUCCUUACAGCAUCGUCGAUAACUAGCUAUCAUCACGCGGUUGCAUGCAAUCCGGGCCGCUUCCGCGGCGUCGCAAACCUCCUCGGCUUAUUACUUUUAGACGGGCUUCGUACGGUACUGCUAGCGCUGGAUGUGGUGUGCUCCAUUUAUAUAUGCUCGUGAUCCUGCUUCGAGUAAGGGCCAGCCGCGCCACGUGCGCGUAGCCAACCGAGUGCACCACUGCAUCAUAUGCAUGAGGCGAUGCACUUUCGAACGGUGUGCUUAGAACGGCCGGCUUUUGUCGGUUCGAGUUCUUACUAGGGUACGCUUCCUAUCGGUCAUUUGCGCGUCAGGAGUUAAUGGAAGGCUGUGGCUAGAGGCUGUCAGAACAGAGGGCGCGACACGCGUGGCACGCUUAGCUACAUGUGCCCCCUCGUGUUGUCAACCUUUGUUUGCAAUCAAUGCCGAGUAGCCAUGCACUGGAAGUCUUGCCGCUGCCUACUUGUGUAAUCCAGCAAGGCGGCGAGUGAUCGAUGACGAGGCCAAUGGAGCAGUUGCGGGUAGCUGAUUUCCGUGUCACGCUUGUCUACAGCCCCGUUCCAGUGCCUACGGCAGUGGCGGCCACCGAGGCGGGCGGGCGCCUAAGUCGCUGGAAGGGUGCUUAGCCACGGCGUGGGCUGCUUAACCGCGGCUGGUGUCGGUGGUGUGCGGCGCGCACGUAGCAACCUGGUGAGGCAGUGGCACUGGUGCCACCGGUGCCAGCGCCACCGUAGAUAGCCAGGGCGCGGCCACAGCGCAUGGUAGCAAGAUGGGGAGGAGGGCACAUGGCUGCGCUGAGCAGACCCACGACAAGUGGCAGCACCACACCCCGGGGUCCGGGGAGGGAGGAUGAGUUCAGGAUCUGGGGAGGUGGCAAAGCCCCGAGACGUCG